Drosophila rhopaloa is the source of this 700-nucleotide messenger RNA. RefSeq lists its product as uncharacterized. Lineage: Eukaryota; Metazoa; Arthropoda; Insecta; Diptera; Drosophilidae. The transcript is spliced from 4 exons. The record is from RefSeq and is a predicted model, not a curated record. The coding region runs from base 148 to 675 and encodes 175 amino acids.
AUCAUAAUACGGUCACUUAAAUCAACUCGAAGAAAAAACUUAAAAUUAGAUCCAGUUUUGAUUGAAAACCUAUUUUUGCAGCAUUAUUAUAACUUUAAAAUAAAAAAUUUUCAAAUUUAUUCUAAAUCGAAUAAUAAAGCAAAAAAAAUGCAAUCUUUGAAUUCAAAUAUUGAUAAAGCAAAAAACUUUUUCGAGGAGAGUGGGAUCUUAGGACCAACCAACUUUAAAGAUUCUAGUGAUUUGAUUCGGAAAACAUCAACCAUUCACCUUGAUACGAGUCUAAAAAAUCAGAUCAGAAAAACUUCUUCAUGUCUGCGAUAUAGGGCAUUUAAUGAAAAAAAUACAUUGAAUAGUUACGACGAUUCACUUAUUAAUCUUCAAAACGAAAUCUAUAACAUGAGAGAUAUCUUAGUCCACGGCGAGACAAAAAUUGUAAUUCUGCGUACUGAAAUUGGCAAACUAAAGCAAGCACUUCAAGCGAUAAUGCAUGUCCAGAUACAAGCCCGAAACUACUCUGAUGAGAUAAUCAUGAAAAUAAAGCAUCCGAUGACGAGUCUGUGUUUAUUUUGCCAGCCCAUAAAAGGAUCACCGAACAGCAGCUCAACUCUUGUCAAUAGAAACAAAAAUAAUAACCCGAAUAACAAAUUUGUAGGUGAAGAUUUUAAUGGCAAAUAAAAGUAUUUUUAUAUUUCAUACUGGA